AAUGACUUUUAUUCAUCCCAACAAUUUCUAUUGCAACUGACACAUAUUUCAAAUACUCGCACAAAAAUGGUGUUAGGUCUAAUAGUGCCACUUCUGAGCAUCUCACUGCUUCCCCCAGCGUUGAGCGACGUGUGCACGACGGUCGCCUGCCGCAAGGCGUCCAGCGACGUCCUCAGCUUCAUCGACCCUUCAAUUGACCCAUGCCGAGAUUUCUACAAGUUCACCUGCGGCAGCCUGUUCAAGAAGACCUUCGACACGAAACUGGUCUCCUUGGAGGCGCUCGUCGGCAAAGAGGUGGAGGACCAGACGAAGAAGAUGCUGCAGAAAUCCGUCGACCCAAACGAACCGAAGGCCUUCCAAGCCUUGAAGAAGUUUUUCAGAGCGUGCAUGGAUGAGGUUACGAUCGAACGCGACGCCACGCAAACGCUCAAAGACGUUUUGGGGAAUUUGGGCGGAUUGCCCCUGUUGGAAAGCAAAUGGGACGAGAGGAAAUUCAACCUGGAGAACCUCAUGAUUAAGUUACGCGAAUACGGGUACGAGUACAUGCAGCUGUUUUACUUCGGCACGACCGUAGGCGAGGACGAUAAAACUUUAUUGAUUGGCGAACCUAUAAUCAAGAACGUUGAACCGGAUUACGUCGACUCGUACUAUGAGUUUUUGCGGAAGGUCUCGGAGUUGGUCGGGGUGAAAACGUCAACUGCCGAACCAGAAUUGAAAGAUCUGUUGAACUUUAAGCUCGAACUACUGCAGAUCGUGGAGAAAUCCGGUCCAUUCCAGAAGACCACAAUAAGAAACAUCCAAAAAGAAUUCCCUUUGCUCAACUGGUCUAGAUUGAUUAAUAAGAUCAUUCAUCCGAAUAAAGAACAGUCGGACGACCAAGAGAUGUACUUUCCAUCGGUGGAGUACCUGAAGGAGCUCGGGGUCCUUCUCAAAAACACAGCAAAUCGGACGCUUGCCAAUUACAUCAUGUGGCAAACGAUUGAGUCGGCAAUACCGUAUUUGCCGCACGAGUUCAGCCAUCUCAAGGAGAAGUAUCCGCGAGCGUUCUACGACACCAACCACGACGCAUCUACGAAGACGAGGUUGUCGUACUGCAAGAACGAAGCCAAACGAAUAUUUCCGCCGGUAUUCGAACUCAUGUACAUCACCGAGUACUUCCCGCGCGAAAGGAGACAGAGCAUAAAGGACCUGGUGUCGAUUAUUCACAUGGAGUUGAUGAAUCUGUUAAACGAGACCGAGUUGUACGAUGAGAGCACGAGAAAGAUCAUGCUUGAGAAGGCGAAAGCGAUAACGUACCACUUCGGUGCGCCCGAAAGGCUUUUCGAGGAUGGACUGGCUUCGAGGUUGUUCACCAAGGACGAGAACGUAGAGACCAACAACUUCCUAACCUUGGCGUCAAUUCUACUGAGGCAGAGGGCUAACUUCAGGUACAAUCUGCAGAACGGGGUCAACCGCUACGACAACUACUACGAGGAGACCACGCUAGUCCACAGCUUCUACGAGCCUUACCGCAACGCGUUCGUCAUACCAGCGGCGAGCCUCCAGGGCCUGUACUUCAACGAGAAUCGGCCCCAAUACUUAAACUUCGGAACGAUCGGCACCAUCGCCGGCAUCGAGCUGAUACGCGGCUUCACCGAGUCCGGCAGCAAGUUCGACAAGGACGGCAAUCGCGCCGAGACCUGGACGAAGAACACCGACCAAGUGUUCAGCAAAAAGACCGACUGUCUGGUGCGCGAGGCGAGCUUCUUCGAAAUAGAAGACUCGAUCCUGCGGAUGGACGGACGGCUAAUUCUGGAGAAGACCACCUGCGAUUACACCGGCGUAGAGAUUGCCUACCGCGCCUACAACACCUGGGUCAAAAUUUACGGGAAGGAGGCGCAGCUGCCCGGUCUGAAUUACAAUCCGAGGCAGCUGUUUUGGAUUUCGUCGGCGAGCACGUUUUGCGAUACGAUCUCGUUGGACAAUUUGAAACAGUUCAUCGUGGAGGAUCACCAGGUGCAUCCGACGUUUCGCGUUUUUGGCUCGAUGACCAAUAACGAACAUUUUGGCAAGGAUUUUAAUUGUACGAUCGAGUCACCGAUGAACCCGGCCAUUAAGUGCAAGGUGUUCUAGUACCGCCCCCGUAUGUUAACUUCUGUAUUUAUUUAACUGUAAAUAAAGGUCGUAAUGUAUU
Molecule: messenger RNA, 2173 nt
Organism: Photinus pyralis (common eastern firefly)
Lineage: Eukaryota; Metazoa; Arthropoda; Insecta; Coleoptera; Lampyridae
Product: neprilysin-1-like
Exons: 9
Coding region: 67-2112 (681 amino acids)
Biological process (GO): protein processing
Cellular component (GO): plasma membrane
Molecular function (GO): metalloendopeptidase activity
Source: RefSeq, a predicted model, not a curated record